UGAGGUCUGGGGGCCGUUUGGGUUCGGGAAGCGGGUGCUGGCAAUCGGCGGUGCUCUUGCUCACAGUAAGACUAGUUGUGCUAAUAUAUUCCAAGUUCAGUAGCAGGCCUGUAAAGAUGUUUGCUGCAAAGCUGUUUAAGCGUGGUUCUAAAAAGGCGGAGGAGAAGCCAGCCGGCGGCGCCGACGAGGAGGCCCCGGAAGAGCCAGCAGACGAGCCAGCGGACGAGCCAGCGGACGAGCCAGCGGACGAGCCCGCGGACGAGCCAGCGGACGAGCCCGGCGUGCAGGACGAGCCGGAGACGACCAUGUCUGACGAAGAGCCCACCAUGGAGCAGAAGGACAUGCCGCCCGACGACCCCCCUCCGGGCGACGGCGACGAGGAAGAAGAGGACGACGAUGACGUACAGAGCGCUCGCAUCGAGGGGGCGUACGACCCGAGCGACUACGAGCACCUGACGGUGACGCCCGAGAUCGCCCAGAUGUUCCAGUUCAUCACCAGCUACACGCCGCAGACCGUCGACCUGGAGAACCGCCUGCGGCCCUUCAUCCCCGACUUCAUCCCGGCCAUCGGCGAUAUCGACGCCUUCAUCAAGGUCGAGCGGCCAGACGGCAAGGCCGACUCCAUCGGCCUGUCGGUGCUGGACGAGCCGCGCGCGCAGCAGAGCGACAAGAACGUGCUGGACCUGCAGCUGCGCGCCGUCGCCAAGACGACCACACAGAAGCAGACGACGGUGGCGAGCGUGGCCAACGCCGACCGCAACCCCAAGGCUGUGGAGAAGUGGAUCAAGGACAUCGGGGACCUGCACCGCUCCAAGCCGGCACCCUCCGUACACUACAACAAGCCGAUGCCGGACAUCGACUUCCUGAUGCAGGAGUGGCCGGCCGAGUUUGAGGAGGUGCUCUCCAGCACCCACCUGCCGACGGCCGACCUGGACUGCGACCUAGCCACCUACGUCGAGAUCAUCUGCAGCAUCAUGGACAUCCCGGUGUACAAGUCCAAGAUUCAGUCUCUGCACGUGCUCUUCACGCUGUACAGCGCCUUCAAGCAGUCCGGUCACUUCGGGCAGCAGCCCGAGACCAACCCUAACUACCAGCCGGGCGCGCCGUGAUCGCCUCGGAGGGCCUCCGGCCGGCGC
Molecule: messenger RNA, 1136 nt
Organism: Pollicipes pollicipes
Lineage: Eukaryota; Metazoa; Arthropoda; Thecostraca; Pollicipedomorpha; Pollicipedidae
Product: intraflagellar transport protein 46 homolog
Exons: 8
Coding region: 117-1109 (330 amino acids)
Biological process (GO): intraciliary transport; cilium assembly
Cellular component (GO): microtubule organizing center; motile cilium; intraciliary transport particle B
Source: RefSeq, a predicted model, not a curated record